AUUUCGUUAAAAUACUUUAAUGCAGUAUAACUAUCGCUACAAACAAGACGUAACAUUUGAAAGAGGUGAACUGGUUAUUCUUAUUUAGGUGUAUACGAAAGAAAUAAACAAAAUGAGUGAUUCGGACGAAAGCAGCAAUACCUAUAUUGACAUCAUUGGAGAAGGAAUGGACAGCAAAAAAGACGACAAAAAUGUUCCAGAACGAAGGAGAAAAUCUAGUUAUACAUUGAGAGGGUUAAGUUCUGAUGAAAUUCAAGAUCUGCGGACGAAAAUAAAUAGAAGGGAAAGAAAGCGAAUGCAUGAUUUGAAUUCGGCCUUGGAAAGUUUACGCGAGGUGAUGCCAUAUGCAAAAGGACCGUCAGUACGAAAACUUUCUAAAAUAGCUACACUUUCAUUAGCAAGGAACUAUAUUCAGAUGUUGAAUAAAUCAGUUGAAGAAAUGAAACAAUUAUUGGAUGAAAUAUACAGAUCAAGUGCUGCCACACACAGACUUCAUGGUGGCACAUUGCCACCUUAUGGCCACAGCUAUCAUCAACUGAAUCGACAAUUUACCAUGAUGCCGUCUGCUCCGCAAGAAACGAGCCAGUUGAUUUCGCCGCCAAUAAGGAAUUCAGCGACAUCCAGGUGUUCUGUUGCUUUUUGUCCCUGUAAAUUAACGACUCAAAACCAAGGAUGUGUCAAUAACAUUUUGAAAGAUUCACGAGAUCCCGCACGUGUAAAUUUGUAUGAUGCACGAAAUAUGAACUUGGAUUUGCAUAAUUAUUUUCACUACCAUGGACAUAAUCCAACUGUUAAAAAAAACGAGAACAUUUUUAUGGGACCAAGAACUGGAUUGUGAACUUGAUAUAUUACUUGUAUUUACUCUGUAAGCUACAUAUGUAUAUAUAUUUCAAUGAAUUAAAUACUCAGGACACAUUU
This is a messenger RNA of Mytilus trossulus (common blue mussel), 918 nucleotides long. Its product is annotated as neurogenic differentiation factor 4-like. Bases 113 to 838 code for a protein of 241 amino acids. Gene Ontology annotation, cellular component: nucleus. Lineage: Eukaryota; Metazoa; Mollusca; Bivalvia; Mytilida; Mytilidae. Gene Ontology annotation, molecular function: E-box binding; protein dimerization activity; DNA-binding transcription factor activity, RNA polymerase II-specific. The transcript has a single exon. Gene Ontology annotation, biological process: positive regulation of transcription by RNA polymerase II; sensory organ development; axon development. The record is from RefSeq and is a predicted model, not a curated record.